AUGAACAGUCAAGAGGCAUCUGCACCACCACCACCAGCUGCUACUACCAUUUCCUCCACUCACCCUGUAGCUGCAGCCGCUGUUCCGAGCAGUUCUGGAACCGCUGAAAACACAGGCAGCGCUACUGUUACGAUGACGGUCACAGAUGCUCCUGCCCAGAACGACAACAAUGAAGUAUUAGAGCUCACACUACGACCAAGGACUAAUGUAUCAUGGAACGAAAGUGUCAUCGAUAAUGAAGGGAUGGGAAAGAAGUCAUCAAAGCGUUGCUGUAUUUGGCACAAGCAACGUGAGUUUGGAGAAUCAUCCACAGAAUCAGACGGAAGCUCCAGUUCAGGAGGACCGAGCAACGGACAAAAGAAAAUUGCACGCAAGAAGAAGGGUGGCAAGAAGAAGCUUCCAGAUUAUCAACGGUUCCAUGCCUAA
Molecule: messenger RNA, 426 nt
Organism: Cylindrotheca closterium
Lineage: Eukaryota; Bacillariophyta; Bacillariophyceae; Bacillariales; Bacillariaceae
Source: the annotation of a GenBank genome assembly